UUCCCCGCUGCUCGCCCCGCCGCCGCCAGCAUGGGUCCGUCGCGCCCGCAGCGCCGAGCUUGUUCAGGAAGGAAAAACUUCAUGGUAUUCCGAAAUACGAAACUGAUUCCCAUGGAAACAUCCUCAUCCUCCGAUGACAGUUGUGACAGUUUUGGUUCUGAUAAUUUUGCAAACACGAAACGCAAGUUUAGGUCUGAUAUUAGAGAAGAACUGGCGAAAAUUUUUCAUGAAGCCUCUGAUGAUGAAUCCUUCCCUGGUUUUUCAGAAAACGAGAUUCAAGAUGCAUUGAAAUUGGAAUCAGAUUCAGAGGAGAAUGAUACAAGUGCUGAAAGUGAAGUAGCUCAGAGAAGGCAGAAAUGCCCUAUUCCUCUAAAAGUAGCCAUGAAGUUUCCACCUCGAAGAUCGGAGAGGAGGAAGGGUGUGAUGGAACCUCUUCCUGAAAAGCUGAUGCCUGCUCCAGAUUCAGACUCUGACUCUGAAGAAAAGGGUGCCAUGUUUUUAGAAAGAAGAGCUUUAAACAUAAAGGAAAACAAAGCAAUGCUUGCCAAACUAAUGGCCGAGUUGCAGAAUGUUUCUGGUAUCUUUGGUGGGAGAAAAUCAUUGCCAACUGUCAGUCAUGGACCAAAGCGACUUCCAAGGCGUUCAUUGCCCAGAAGUGCUUUGAGGAGGAACCCAGACCGAAGUUCUCGACCUCACACAAGAUCCAGGUCCCUGAUUGAAGGUCCUCCUACUCCUUUACCAGAAGAGGAAGAUGAUGACCGGUACAUCUUGGUGAGAAGAAGAAAAAUGUCUGAUGAAGACCUGGAGCAUGAAGCCCGAACUCCCAGGAGAGGUCACCGUGGUGCCAUGGCUUUUCCACACAUUGUGCGCCCAGUUGAAGAGAUAACAGAGGAAGAGCUGAAUAAUAUUUGUGGCUCUGCAAGAGAGAAAGUAUAUAACAGGGCCAUGGGAUCCACCUGUCAUCAGUGUCGCCAAAAAACCAUAGACACCAAGACAAAUUGUCGUAACCCUGAUUGUGUAGGUGUACGGGGCCAAUUCUGCGGGCCAUGCCUCCGCAAUAGGUAUGGUGAAGAUGUCAGAACAGCAUUGCUGGAUCCGACCUGGAGGUGCCCACCAUGUCGUGGAAUCUGCAACUGUAGCUUCUGCAGACAGCGAGAUGGCCGAUGUGCUACAGGUGUCCUGGUCUAUCUGGCCAAGUACCAUGGCUAUGACAAUGUCCAUGCCUACUUGAAAAGUCUGAAACAAGAACUUGGAAUGGAAGACUGAAGCUGUGACUGCCUUUAAAUUAUGUACUUUUUCACCAAUGUCAUGCUAUUGCCUACAGUGAAUUGUUUAAUCAGAUGAGAUUACAAAGCCAGUGCCUGCCUUCCCUCCCCUUUUGGGUAAAAAAGGCUAAAGAACUUUCACCUA
Haliaeetus leucocephalus (bald eagle) is the source of this 1410-nucleotide messenger RNA. RefSeq names its product cell division cycle associated 7 (gene CDCA7). Gene Ontology annotation, cellular component: nucleus. The coding region runs from base 31 to 1266 and encodes 411 amino acids. The transcript is spliced from 10 exons. Gene Ontology annotation, biological process: regulation of DNA-templated transcription. The record is from RefSeq and is a predicted model, not a curated record. Lineage: Eukaryota; Metazoa; Chordata; Aves; Accipitriformes; Accipitridae.